Molecule: messenger RNA, 2755 nt
Organism: Syngnathus acus (greater pipefish)
Lineage: Eukaryota; Metazoa; Chordata; Actinopteri; Syngnathiformes; Syngnathidae
Product: N-acetylglucosamine-1-phosphotransferase subunits alpha/beta-like
Exons: 18
Coding region: 79-2616 (845 amino acids)
Biological process (GO): carbohydrate phosphorylation; N-glycan processing to lysosome
Cellular component (GO): Golgi apparatus
Molecular function (GO): calcium ion binding; UDP-N-acetylglucosamine-lysosomal-enzyme N-acetylglucosaminephosphotransferase activity
Source: RefSeq, a predicted model, not a curated record
AAAAAAAAGUCAGGUGCAUUUUGACUUGAGCAUCCCACGCCGACAGGAGAUAGUAAGGCACUUUUGGCAGGCAUCACAAUGGCGCUCAGGCCAUUUCGGAGGCUGUCGUACAUCUGUUUCGGUCGGCGAUGCAGAAUUUUGGUCUGCUGCGCCUUCUUUGUUAUUCUUGGGAUGCUGAGCUUUCAACAGAAAGGAGGGGAAACUGAAACCCUUUUCCAAGAGUUAUCUGUGAGGCGCCAAAGCGAAACAAAAGGAGAGGACUCUGGCACCGUCAUUGGUGAAGCGCCAAAGCGAAACGCGUCGCAAGUCACACGGUCCGUACCACGGCAGAAUCCGGACAGGUCUUACCAGUUAAAUGUUGUUACCGAAGAAAACAAGAAGGUGUCCCACCGGUUGACUGACAUUUUGGAAGAACACAAAACGGUGGGACCAUGUCCAACAUUCCACAGCAGAGAAUGUACCCCCAUUCCCAUCGAUCUGGUUUACACCUGGGUCAAUGGCUCAGACCAAACCCUACUGAGGAACCUGAGGGUGGCCAAAGAGCAACUGGAUGUAGAGCAAGGACUUCUGAGUGCCAAGCCGCAAUGCCCGCUGUCCAAAUGCGUGGUGGCACCCAUGGUGGUGUUUGAUCCUGGUCUACUGGCAAACACCACCUCUGAAGACCUAUCCAUGGCUUUGCCCUCCUUCUCCACUGCCAAGGCGGUGCUGCAGCUCACCAAACCCCAGCAACCCUCCCACAGAGUCACCGUGGUCGUCUUCCAUUCGCAAGCUGACGCUGAAAAGGCCUUGACGGAAACGCUCCGACACAAGACAUUAUCCAUCUACAAAAGCUACCUGACCACGGACCAAGCGGCUCCGGGUCUAGUCCAAAUGGAGACCCUGGCCUACCUCCACGGCUUCCCAAACUCCUACAAGGUGUCAGAGGAACUGCGAGGCAAAUUGCCGCCGGCCAUAACGGAAAAGAUUACAGCGUUUGAGUUGUACCCGGAGGCCAGCCUCGCUCUGCUCUUCUUCAGAACUCCACAAGACUUGACUGAUCUCCAAAAGGCUAAAAAUCAAGUGAAAGUGGAUGAAAAGCAAGUGACCAUCAGUCCUGUUCACUUCUUCUGGAACAUGAGCGCCAUCCAACAGUCUGUCCCUGCCAAAAAAGAGACCAGGGAUUCUCUGACGCCUAACCGUUUCCAGGACAACGGCGCACUCAUGUAUUCCUUACGCUCUUUGGAGAAACACGCUCCGUGGGUGCGUCACGUCUUCAUCGUCACCAACGGGCAGGUUCCCUCCUGGCUCAACCUUCAAAACCCCCGACUUUCAAUUGUCACGCAUCAGGAAAUCUUCCUGAACACGAGCCAUCUCCCAAGCUUCAACUCCCGCGCCAUCGAAAGCCACAUUCACCGCAUCCCGGGAAUCUCGCAGAGGUUUCUUUACCUCAACAAUGACAUGAUGUUUGGCAAAGACGUCUUUCUGGACGACUUCUACACCCCGAGGGACGGCCAGAAAGUCUAUCUCGCCUGGCCUGUAGGCCUUUGUUCAAAACAGUGUCCAUCAAGCUUGAUCAACAACGGGCAGUGCAACGAAGCGUGCAACAAUGCCAAAUGCCAAUGGGACGGAGGAGACUGCAAAGGACGAAAACGCAGGUCUCUAAGCAGCACUGGUGAUGGACAGAAGUCAAGCUUCUUCUCAGAUCCUCAAACCCAAAGCGACCAGCUUGGAGAAGAAAAAGAAAUGGACACAAAAGAUUGGAACACUCCAUUGGGCAAGAAGCUCCAAGAGUUUUUCCCUUCUCACAAGACAUUCCUUCAAGAACUACUUGAGGACCGUGGUCUCCAAAACGCUCUGAGCUACGAGACCAAUGGCGCGAUGACCGGCCGAAAGCUACGAGAUACUUUUGCCGCCACGCUGAAACACGUCGACAGGCUAUACAACUUAAAGUUUGGCGGCAUGAAACGAAAAGUCAUCUCGCACGCUCCUUACAUGAUUGACAAGCUUGUCAUGCAGGAGCUGCAGGACACAUUCCCAGGAGAAUUUCAAAAGACCUCGAGUCAUCAUUUGCGCCAUCGGGACGACAUGCAGUAUGCGUUUGCCUACUUUUAUUUCCUGAUGAGCGUCAAGCGGCCGGUUAACAUCGCCGAGAUGUUCGACACCAUCGACAAAGACCGUUCUGGCGUUCUGUCCGCUGGAGAGGUUCAAGAUUUGGUCAUGAAAAUCCACAAGCAGCCCAAACCCGAGGACUUUACAAGAUUGAAUGCUCAGUUGCGCAACUGCACAAAAAACCGUCGGGUCACCAAAGAAGUCGUGAUGAACUGCAAGCCCGUCACAGAUGGCAUUCGCAGUGCCGUUACAGACCAGAAGAAAUAUAGAUAUCAGGUCAUGGGGCAAGGGGAGGUCCAUUUCAAGAUGCUUCGUAAUAACCCGGCGGAGGCCGAUCGCAUUUUCAAUGACCUCCAGAGAAAUCCAAGGAAGUUCAUCUGCAUCAAUGAUGACCUUGACCACACCCAAAGCAUAGCUAUGGAAGUGCAGAAGAAGUUGGCCCAAUUUUACCAAUCCAAGUUCCCGCAACCAUCUGAGUUUGAGCUUCAAAAUUCCAACAGGUCUCCUGCACACGAGGACCAGCUUUGAUAGGAGCCGUCAUCAAAUGCGGCCAAUUCGGAAAACAGGUGGCGCUAGCCUCUUUUUCAUUCCCGUCAAGUCCUUUUGUGAAGUCUAUUUUACAAUUAAGAAUAAAUGGCAGGAUGUAGCUGUCUUUUUAAACGAGACU